This is a messenger RNA of Kluyveromyces lactis, 996 nucleotides long. Its product is annotated as type I glyceraldehyde-3-phosphate dehydrogenase. Gene Ontology annotation, biological process: glucose metabolic process. Bases 1 to 996 code for a protein of 331 amino acids. Gene Ontology annotation, molecular function: NAD binding; NADP binding; oxidoreductase activity, acting on the aldehyde or oxo group of donors, NAD or NADP as acceptor. Lineage: Eukaryota; Fungi; Ascomycota; Saccharomycetes; Saccharomycetales; Saccharomycetaceae. The transcript has a single exon. The record is from RefSeq and is a predicted model, not a curated record.
AUGGUCAGAGUCGCUAUCAAUGGUUUCGGUAGAAUCGGUAGAUUGGUCUUGAGAAUUGCUUUGUCUAGACCAAACGUCGAAGUUGUUGCCAUCAACGAUCCAUUCAUCUCCGUUGACUAUGCUGCUUACAUGUUCAAGUACGACUCCACUCACGGUAGAUUUGCCGGUGAAGUUUCUCACGAUGAAAACAGUUUGAUCAUCGACGGUAAGAAGGUCUUGGUCUUCCAAGAAAGAGACCCAGCUACCUUGCCAUGGGGUGAACACAACGUCGACAUUGCUAUCGACUCCACUGGUGUCUUCAAGGAAUUAGACUCUGCUCAAAAGCACAUUGAUGCCGGUGCCAAGAAGGUUGUCAUCACUGCUCCAUCUUCUACUGCUCCAAUGUUCGUCGUUGGUGUUAACGAAGACAAGUACAACGGUGAAACCAUUGUUUCCAACGCUUCUUGUACUACCAACUGUUUGGCUCCAUUGGCCAAGGUUGUUAACAACGCUUUCGGUAUCGAAGAAGGUUUGAUGUCCACCAUCCACUCCAUCACCGCUACCCAAAAGACUGUUGAUGGUCCAUCCCAAAAGGACUGGAGAGGUGGUAGAACCGCUUCCGGUAACAUCAUUCCAUCCUCUACUGGUGCUGCUAAGGCUGUCGGUAAGGUCUUGCCAGAAUUGCAAGGUAAGUUGACCGGUAUGGCUUUCAGAGUCCCAACCGUCGAUGUCUCCGUUGUUGACUUGACUGUCAAGUUGGCCAAGGAAGCUACCUACGAUGAAAUCAAGGCUGUCAUCAAGAAGGCCUCUGAAAACGAAUUGAAGGGUAUCUUGGGUUACACUGAAGAUGCUGUUGUCUCCUCUGACUUCUUGGGUGACACCAACUCUUCCAUCUUCGAUGCUGCUGCCGGUAUCCAAUUGUCUCCAAAGUUCGUUAAGUUGGUUACCUGGUACGACAACGAAUACGGUUACUCUACCAGAGUCGUCGAUUUGGUCGAACUUGUUGCUAAGAACUAA